AGCACGGCUUUACUUUCCUGCCCGUUCACCACCGCCUCCACUCGCCGGUUCUUAACGCCGCCGCCGUCUCCUCCGUGACUCCGCCCUCCCGUCGCCGCACGCCGCUGCGGCCGCCCACCCAGUAAUCAGGAUGCGGGUGAAGAAGCGCUCAAAGAACCGCAAAGCGGUCAAGUUCUACACCACCUGCUUCGGCUUCCGCGAGCCGUACAAGGUCCUCAUUGACGGUACCUUCGUCCACCACCUCCUCACCCAGCGCCUCCUCCCGGCCGACGAGACUCUCCGAGACCUCCUCUCGGCCUCCAGGACGCCAGCCCUCUUCACCUCCAAGUGCAUCAACGCAGAGCUCAGGCGACUCGGCAAGUCACAUGCCGAAUCCUUCGACAACGCGCAGCUGCUCGCCACAACCAAGUGUGAGCAUGACAAGGUGGUCAGUGCCGUGAACUGUGUCAUGUCACUGAUAGGUGAUAAAAAUCCUGAGCAUUUCUUCGUUGCCACCCAGGAUCCUGGUCUUCGAGAAAAGUUACGAGAGAUUCCUGGGGUUCCUGUGAUAUAUGGUCUGAAGAACUCCUUAUUCAUAGAACAACCCUCUGUGCAGCAACGCAAGUUUGCUCAAUUGGAUGAGGAGAAGCGUCUCAAUAUGGAUAUAUCUGAAUACAAGAAGUUACUGAAGGCUGCAUCAGAAGGAAAAACAGCUGCCAGUGAAAAUGGAAGUGACGGAGAACAACAUGAGAGGCCUAUCAGUUCUCUUGUAAAAAAUGCUCUUGGUGUUACUGACAAAAGCAAGUUUAAAAGGAACAAAGCAAAGGGUCCUAACCCACUCUCCUGUAAGAAGAAGAAACCAAAGCUCCCCACAGUUAUUCAAAACCAGGUAGCUACAGCUGAUGGCGAGGCGAAGAGAAAGAGGGUUCGGAAGCGGAAGAGGGGCAAAAAAGAUAACAAGCAAUUGGAGAGUGCGAACUAGAAUGAUGGGCUUGCGUAGGAAGUUUCAGUGCUCUUGCUAGACAACCAUCCUCACUCCUAAGCUAGUCAACCAACCAGGGAAGACUUCCUUUCUCCCACAGGAUUCAGGAUGUCAUGCCAUACCAUGCUCGUUACAUGUUGAAGAUGUUUCUUACAACGUAAUACUUGAUUGCUUAUGGUGAUCGUGAAUCCUGAUCUCUAGAGGAUGUUACUGGAUACUUUUUUGUAGCAAGAUGCAACAUUAAAUAUUUCUUUGAAGCAAAAGGUUGAUGCCAGUAGCUCUACCAGGCUCCUGUUUGCUUGGCUACAUGCGUGAUCCCAUUCUUUAAUUGUAAGACGUGCUUGUGGAGAAGGAAGUCAUGAACUGUUUAACUGGAAGCAAUUGUUCAUCUCACA
This is a messenger RNA of Sorghum bicolor (sorghum), 1356 nucleotides long. RefSeq names its product rRNA-processing protein UTP23 homolog. The transcript is spliced from 5 exons. The record is from RefSeq and is a predicted model, not a curated record. Gene Ontology annotation, cellular component: small-subunit processome; nucleolus. Bases 131 to 961 code for a protein of 276 amino acids. NCBI's taxonomy places the organism in Eukaryota, Viridiplantae, Streptophyta, Magnoliopsida, Poales, Poaceae. Gene Ontology annotation, molecular function: small ribosomal subunit rRNA binding.